Messenger RNA from Acipenser ruthenus (sterlet), 1951 nucleotides. Its product is annotated as dnaJ homolog subfamily C member 8-like. The record is from RefSeq and is a predicted model, not a curated record. The transcript has 9 exons. NCBI's taxonomy places the organism in Eukaryota, Metazoa, Chordata, Actinopteri, Acipenseriformes, Acipenseridae. Gene Ontology annotation, cellular component: nucleus. Bases 37 to 786 code for a protein of 249 amino acids.
GAGGGCGUGCAUCACGUGACACGCCUUUGAGCCAAGAUGGCGAGCGCAGAGGCAGAGGCAGGGACUGCUGGAGUAGAUGGCGACGAUGCUUUCCAGACCUAUUAUAACGAGGUGAAACAGAUUGAGAAGAGAGACUCUGUUUUAACCCCGAAACAGCAGAUCGAGAGGUUAAUUAGGCCUGGCUCUUCAUAUUUUAAUCUAAAUCCUUUUGAAGUGCUGCAGCUUGAUCCUGAAGUUACAGAAGAUGAAAUAAAGAAAAGAUUUCGACAGCUGUCAAUCCUGGUCCAUCCAGAUAAAAACCAAGAUGAUCCAGACAGGGCACAGAAAGCUUUCGAAGCUGUUGAUAAAGCCUACAAGCUGCUUCUGGACCCUGAGCAGAAGAAGCGCGCCAUUGACGUGAUCCAUGCAGGGAAGGAAUAUGUGGAGCACACAAUGAAGGAAAAGAAGAAACAGCUGAAGAAAGAUGGCAAAUCAACAGUGGUGGAAGAAGAUGACCCUGAAAUGUUCAGGCAGGCAGUGUACAAACAGACUAUGAAGCUGUUUGCCGAGCUGGAGAUUAAGAGGAAGGAGAGGGAAGCCAAGGACAUGCAUGAAAGGAAACGACAAAGAGAAGAGGAGAUUGAAGCACAUGAAAAAGCCAAGCGAGACCGAGAAUGGCAGAAAAACUUUGAGGAAACUCGAGACGGACGUGUUGACAGCUGGCGGACGUUUCAGGCAAAAGGCAAGAAGAAAGAGAAGAACCGGUCGUUCCUGAAGCCGCCCAAAGUGAAGAUGGAGCAGCGAUAGGAACCCUGUUGGGCAGAGAAGGCCUUGGCCAUGAAACCAUCCAAAUGCAACCCACUGUCUGCAGACGAACACAAAAUAAGAGGGUGCUGUCUCAAGAAUGCAUAGCAUUUUAUUGAAUAAAUAGUCUGACCCAAAUAAGAUCUUAACACUGGACAAGAUUGGACUUAAUUCCCAACUGGGCUUUAUUAUUCUGUGAGCCCACACUGGGUUAGAUGACUUGUUGUUUUGGUUUAUUCUGGCAUUAUUGGCUUACCAGGAGUCAGAUAUAAAUAGUUAAAGCGAUCAUAAAUAGAGUAUUGAACAUUUUUACAGUCCUUUCUUAAAAUAAAAUACAAUCUUUUUUUUUCUUUUUGUUUUAAAUAACUAAAAAUGGAUUAGAACCCUUUACUGUGAUUACCCUUAUAUGAUUGUUCAACAUGUAUAGGAUGAAGAUUUAGUCAUUUAUUCUGGGUUUUUUUGUGUGUGUGUUUUUCUAUUUUUUUUUUUUUUUAGAUGAGUGAGAGAGAUUAACAUUUUAAUAUUAUACAUUUACUAGCAGGACCUGACCACAGCUACUGCAGUAAACCAGUUGCAAGAUUAGGAUCAUUAAAACAAACACAGUUGUAUCUGCCUAUGAGGAACUGAACAUCUGCUGGGCAUGUUGCAAUGUGUGUAAAGUGUGUUCAAUUGUUAGUACUGUUAUUUACAAAAAAGAAUUGUGACAACACUUACAGCUGGAGAGUUUGUUUUACACAUGCAGCAGUGGUUGCAUUUUGAGAGGGGUUUUUUUCUUUGUUUUCUUAUGAAGAUAUUUAGUAGAACAGUAGUGAUUUUGAUUUGUUAUUUUUCUGUUCUGUGAUUUUGUAUCAGGGCUAGGUGUCUUAGCUUAAAAGGGAGUUAAAGCUGUCCAGGGAUCGGCUGAUCACUAUAGCUUCCGGGUGCUAAAUGUGAUCUUGCUGACUACAGUAGCUCCCCACUUCAAUCAAAUGUCAGAUGGAACCUGUUUCUGUUUGCCACAAGUCUUGUUAAGCCAUCUCUGUUACUAUCUUCACUAUCGUAUGCACAAGCCUUGCUCAUGAAAGGUAAUUCUGCAAGGUGGUACUGUGCACUGUGUUGCAUGCUUUUUCUUAUUUGAUCUCUGUAUGUGCGAUCGGUCUGCAUUAAAACCUUUCUAUCCAUUCUUGAA